AUGAAGCAACUCUUGCCCCAGAUGGCUGCGGCCUAUGACCCAAAAGAUGUGGAAAGUGGGUGGUACGAGUGGUGGGAGAAGUCUGGUUUCUUUCGCCCUGCCACAGAUACUGGUCGCAAACAUAAUGAUAAAACUUUUGUUAUUGUUUCGCCACCACCAAAUGUCACUGGUCAUCUUCAUAUCGGCCACUCUCUUACAGGAUCUGUGCAGGAUACACUUAUCCGUUUUCAUCGUAUGAAGGGCGACAACACGUUGUAUGUCCCUGGUACCGAUCACGCCGGUAUUGCCACACAAGUGGUUGUUGAAAAACGCAUCAUGAAAGAAAGUGGAAAGUCACGUCAUGAUCUUGGUCGUGAAGAAUUUUUAAAGCGUGUGUGGGACUUUAAGGAAAACCAUGCUGGUUUUAUUACGCAACAACUUAGACGUAUUGGUUUGAGUCUUGACUGGACUCGUGAGCACUUUACAAUGGAUGAUCACUGUGCUUCUGCAGUGGUUGAGGCGUUUGUAAAGCUACACGAAGAUGGCUUGGUACAUCGCUCUACACGUCUUGUUAAUUGGUGUUGCGCUUUACAGAGUGCCAUCUCUGAUCUUGAAGUGGAAUUUGUUGAUGUUGCCAAAAAUGCAAAAUUGACUAUUCCUGGGUACGAUAAGAAAGUUGAUAUGGGUGUUUUGACACACGUAGCCUAUAAGUUUGAAGACAGUGAUGAUGAAAUUAUUAUUGCUACUACAAGGCCAGAAACAAUUCUAGGUGAUACUGCUGUUGCCGUUCACCCAGAUGAUGAACGUUAUAAGAAGUAUCAUGGUAAACGUCUUAAAUGUCCAUUUCGAAAUGAGACAAUUCCUCUAAUUCUUGAUCCUAUAUUGGUUGAUGUGAAUUUUGGUACAGGAGCUGUAAAAAUUACUCCUUCGCAUGAUCCAAAUGACUUUGAAGCUGGUGUACGUCAUAAUUUACCGCAAGUAACUAUGAUGGAUAUGAACGGUAAUAUUUGUAUUGAUGGUCCUUUUAAAGGAAUGCAUCGUUUUGAUUGUCGACGUGAAAUUGUAAAAGAAUUGGAUAAGAUGGGUCUUUUACGUGACGUGGUCCCAUAUGAAUACCGUGUUGGUCGUUGCAGUCGUACAGGAGAUAUUGUGGAACCACUUUUGAUGCCUCAGUGGUUUGUUGAUUGCAGUGAAAUGGCCCGUAAGUCUGUGGAAGCUGUUCGCAAUAAAGAGUUAUGCCUAUAUCCAUCAUCACAUGAAGCGGUAUGGUAUCAUUGGUUGGAGAAUAUUAAACCAUGGUGUGUUUCCCGACAGCUGUGGUGGGGACACCGUAUUCCUGCGUACAAAUGCAGUGGUGUGAUUCCACCCACUCAUGAAGAUCCAUGGGUGGUUGCACGUAAUCUGGAUGAGGCAAAGUCAAAGGCAAAGGUAAAAUUUAAUCUCACUGAUGCUGAAAUGGAGCAGUUGGUACUAGAUCAGGAUCCUGAUGUACUUGAUACCUGGUUUAGCUCAGCCAUGUGGCCUUAUUCAACACUUGGAUGGCCGAAUGACACAGAUGAUAUGCAUAAAUUUUUUCCAGGUAAUUUGAUGGAAACAGGUCACGAUAUCCUCUUCUUCUGGGUGGCCCGUAUGGUGAUGACAUCAAUUCACUUUACAGGUAAGUUACCAUUUAAGGAAGUUUUCCUUCAUGCUAUGGUCCGUGACAAGAAUGGAGAAAAGAUGAGUAAAUCAAAAGGUAAUGUGAUUGAUCCACUUUUUAUUAUUAACGGCAUUACUCUUGAAAAACUACAUGAAACCGUAACAAGUGGAAACCUUGAUGAAAAGGAGGUGCCAAAGGCUUUAAAACUACAGAAAGAAACAUUCCCUAAUGGUAUUCCAGAGUGUGGUAGCGAUGCCUUACGUUUUGGUCUUCUUUCUUAUACUCAAUCUGGACGAAAUGUUAAUUUGGACAUUGACCGCAUCGUUGCUUACCGACAGUUCUGUAAUAAGUUGUGGAAUGCUGUACGGUACGUUUUGUAUCAUGCUCUUGGAACAGAGUAUAAACCAAAUUUAACUUCUUUUGAUCCCUCCAUAACAAGUACUCUCCCACUGGAGUGUCGGUGGAUUCUUUCCCGUCUUGAUGUUGCAGUGGAAGAGUGUACACGUGGAUUCUCAGAAGGUGUCUAUGACUUUGCUCUUUCCACAAAUGCAGCCUACCGUUUCUGGCUAUAUGAAUUAUGUGAUGUUUAUCUGGAACUCACAAAACCCACAAUUCAAGCUGGAGGAGAAAAGAAACAGCUUGUGCAGGAUGUCCUUCUUCACGUAGUAGAAGUGGCUAUUCGUAUGCUGCAUCCUAUGAUGCCAUUCCUUACGGAAGAACUUUGGCAUCGUCUUCCGAACUACAAUACCUUUGGGGUUGAGAGUAUCAUGCUUGCACCGUACCCUGUGGUUUCUGGAUGGAAGAAUGAAGUAGUAGAGGAACAGAUGAAAUUGCUUAUGGAAACUGUACACAGUGUACGUUCUACCAAAGCUUCUUACUCUCUCACUAACAAACACAAACCUGAUGUCUGGAUCACUGCUCGUACACCAGAGGUAAAGGAACUUGUCAGUUCUCAUUCUUUUAUGAUUGAGUCACUCGGUGUGGUUGGCAAAGUUUCAGUUAUAUCACCUGAAGAGGAAACUACCCAUGUACCAAAGGGUUGUGGAUUUUCAGUCGUUAACAAGGAGGUUGGUGUCAAUAUGAUGCUACUUGGGUUUAUUGACGUCCAGAAGGAAGUGGCAAAACUUGAGAAGCAACAUAUUGGGCUCCAAAAACAGAUUGAAGGACUCAAGAAGAAGAUGUCUAUCCCGAAUUACGAGACAAAGGUUCCUCUUGAUGUUCGCAAUGGCAAUAGCGAGAAGCUUGAAACACUCACUGAGCAAGAAAAACAACUGGUGGAAGGUCUGGAAAAGAUGAAAUCUAUGCUCUAA
Molecule: messenger RNA, 2928 nt
Organism: Trypanosoma theileri
Lineage: Eukaryota; Euglenozoa; Kinetoplastea; Trypanosomatida; Trypanosomatidae
Product: putative valyl-tRNA synthetase
Exons: 1
Coding region: 1-2928 (975 amino acids)
Biological process (GO): valyl-tRNA aminoacylation
Cellular component (GO): cytoplasm; cytosol
Molecular function (GO): aminoacyl-tRNA deacylase activity; ATP binding; valine-tRNA ligase activity
Source: RefSeq, a predicted model, not a curated record